CCCCUCCCCCAUCCUCUCCACACCCCUCCCCUCCCUCGUACUCCACUCCUUCCUUCCUCCUCUUCCAACCACCGAAACCUGAGGACCACCGCCCGGAUUUUUCGCCCACCACCGAGAAAUCGCGGCCGACCCGUGCCCUCCGAUUCUGCUCUUUUUUCGUCUUCCACUGUCCACCGCGUACAGCACAACUUCCAACGCUCAACAUCACCGCAUCUCUCACAACUUUCAACACAAAAGAAACAAACAUCGCCAACCGCCUCCGACACCGUCCCGGCAUCAAAUUCAACCAAGUCCGACCCCUUUUAUCCCGUCGCCUCUUCGGCCGCUGUGGGCAUCGUUCCGCAAACUCCCCCCGUCGCGUUCUGCCCCCCUUCCUGGGGCCUUGACGCCGCCGCCCGCCCUCGCCCGCUACCUCCUGCCUGGGGGUCUCGCCUUUCUGGAGCCACCCUUCUCCAUAAUCUCGGCGCGACGGGUCGUCUUUUCUCUGCGUCACCCGGCCCCAAAACUCUCUUCUCUUCCGGAGCCCCCCUCAACAAAACACUCCUCCUCCCGCGACCUUGA
This is a messenger RNA of Colletotrichum tamarilloi, 561 nucleotides long. RefSeq lists its product as uncharacterized. The transcript has a single exon. The record is from RefSeq and is a predicted model, not a curated record. Lineage: Eukaryota; Fungi; Ascomycota; Sordariomycetes; Glomerellales; Glomerellaceae. The annotation marks the transcript as partial.